AUGCCGCCACCCGCCUCUCGGCGUACAAGCCACGGCGCAAAUCACGCGGUCCAUCACGCGCAUCACGCACACGGGCAUGGUCACACGGUUAAGCGGCGGCAGGGCAGCUCGACUCAUCUACAUAGCGGUCAUCAUGGCGCUGUGGCCCAUGCUGCUCCACAUGCUGGUCCGAGUAGGCGGAGCAGCGAGGGAGAACAUGGGAGACGAGCGGUAGCGGCGGGAUUGACGAUGGCGUCGAUGGAGCCUGGAAAGGCCAAGCGGAAGACCAGUGGCGAUCGGCCGGUCAAAAAGGCAAAUCGAUCGGAUACCAGUCUAUCUACCCUAUCGCGCGUCAACUCUCGCCAUUCCAACUCGUCCAAUUCCCGCAAUAACUCCCGUCACUCAUCUCGCAAUCCCUCCCCUACCCGUCCAGCCGCCAACACCCGCCAACGCUCAGAUCCAUCUGUGCAGCUGGACGAAGCCGGGAAUCCCACAGCCGAAGUGGACUCUGGCGAAGAGGGAUGGGAGGAUGAGGGCAAGAAGCCUCGGUCAGAUACCCCGAAGGCGGAUAUGGGUGAUCUUCGGCGGACCAAGAGCGAUUCGCACGCCCCACCGGAGCCCAAAGCUACAGAUUCUGGCGCUCCUCGACCCCCUGUUCCUACCACACGGAAGACUACAGGUUUCGCCGGUCCUACCCAAACCCCGGACCCGCUCGUUGGGGUGUACAGCCACGCCCUGAACGACCCUACGCACAUCAUGCCCGCCCACCAGAUCAAGCAUCAGCAAUCGGCGCGAUCGCUUCACGCGAUACAGGUGCAGAAUGGGGAGACUGAAGCUCGGACACCGGGUCUGGGCCGGAGGUCAGACGGGGCAAGGCGGAGUAUGCCGGGAAUGAGCAGGACGAGCAGUACGGCCAGUAUGAGGCGGACGGAGAGCCCGGGCGUGCUGGCGGAGGUGAAGAGGGUGGAGAGCGGGCUGAGCAUGACCAAGACGGCUGGGGAUACUCCUCCAGCGGCUCGGGGACCGGCCGACUCGGCAGAAACGGAACGUCCGAACGAUCCUAGUGAUGUUCGCGUUGGCGCCGAGCCUGCUGCUCGGCUGUCGACAUCCCCUUCGUAUCCUUUCCCCAAAGUCGCAUCGGCGGUGACGGAGGAGCCAUUAUCCGAAUCGCCCUCCAAUAUGAUCACGGAAACCCCACCGCCAAUACAUGAGCACAUUGACGAGCCGCCUCGUUCCCGGCAAAUAUCUACCGCAUCAUCACAGGCUCCUCGGACCUUGCGGCAUCGGUAUUCCAACUCGUCCAUCCGUUCUAUCCAAUCCCUUCGCGCCCCUCCACAUCCCCUCAAUUCGCCAACAGGCUAUCGGACCGGUAUCCAUCCCUCAGCGAGCACGCAGACGUCGCCUCGGAGAGGGAAGGGUUUAAGCAUGCAUCACCCGCCUAUCGCACCGCCAGUGGUCAGCUCAGACGUUGCGAGCGGGAUGAAGUGGACAGUCAACGGACUGCCAGAGGAGGCAGAGGAGCAGAUCAGGCGGUCUCCUGCGGCGGGCACUCGGCGGGCACGUGUAGCCGAGCCAAGUACUGCCGCGCCUGCCGCGCCGUCAAUCAGCGGCCGGACGUCCUCCUUUUCCUCGGUCCGAUCUGUCGCCACACUCCUUGGAAGCACAUCCAUUCACUCUACCGCCCCCAGCUCCCCCGCUCGGCCCGGGGCUGACCGCCGGCCGACCGCUCUACAGGCAACAGCCCGAGCUGCGCGUCUUCGCUCCACUGCCGACCCAGCAGCGUACCACGCCUCCCUCGGCCUCUCCCCCGCCACAGCCGACACUGCGCACCUCAUCUCCCGGUUCCUGCCUCCACCCAAGACCGAGCGGCCCUCAUGGGAAAUCUCUCCCGAGGCGAUCCAGGCGGGACACGUCGGCAUCGGUCUGACCAAUGGCGACUACCGCGAGUCCCACGAGGCGCUCAUGCGCACCAUGAUGACCAUGGGCGUGAAAGAGACCGCUGGGGCAGCGGCGGGAGGUAGAGUAGCGUCCUCCGCGAGCAGGAUGGGGGAUGUGGGAAGUGGGGCCAUCACGCCGAGACAGGCCGGCAUGUCCAUCAGCAGUAUGGAUGAUAUUGUGGGUGUGGGGAUGGUGAAGGUCAAUGGCGCCAAGGGGGGGAUGCUGGUUGCGCGGGGCGGAUGGGAAGGGAGGAGUCCGUUCUUGUUGAGUGUGGAUAGGUGUUUGGCGCAGAAGCCGGUAAGGGGAGUUCCGGGGAUCUGA
This is a messenger RNA of Dioszegia hungarica, 2238 nucleotides long. RefSeq lists its product as uncharacterized. Bases 1 to 2238 code for a protein of 745 amino acids. The transcript has 2 exons. The record is from RefSeq and is a predicted model, not a curated record. NCBI's taxonomy places the organism in Eukaryota, Fungi, Basidiomycota, Tremellomycetes, Tremellales, Bulleribasidiaceae.